Messenger RNA from Annulohypoxylon maeteangense, 1939 nucleotides. RefSeq lists its product as uncharacterized. The transcript is spliced from 6 exons. Gene Ontology annotation, molecular function: protein binding. Bases 176 to 1708 code for a protein of 510 amino acids. NCBI's taxonomy places the organism in Eukaryota, Fungi, Ascomycota, Sordariomycetes, Xylariales, Hypoxylaceae. The record is from RefSeq and is a predicted model, not a curated record.
GAAACCGGACGGGGGGAAUUGCGCAAGUUGGUUGACGAGAUGCGGCUCAAAAAUCACCGUAGGUACUUAAGUACGAAUUUAUACCGAGUAGACACAAGAUGAUAGCUCCAGAGACCAAUUCAAAACCCCAUUUCAAAAUUCUUCUUUUAAACAGCACUUAACUAAUACCUUCAAAAUGUCCCUUCACAGUGAUGCUGCGAUUGGAAUCCUCACACAACCAGCGCUAGAUGGCUACCUCAAUUAUCAAAAGAUUGACGAGCGCAGCACCGAGACGGGAAAAGGCACCAUUGGCUUGACCCCCCUUGCACUAGCUGCACGUAAUGGCCACGCCGAUGUUGUCAGGCUUCUCCUUGACAAUGGUGCGGAAGUCGACGCUGUCUCAUCCCAACAACGUACUCCUCUCUGGAUCGUAACUUCUCGAGGUCAGGGUGAUAACAGGGUAGAGAUAGUCAGUCUCUUGUUAAGGCAUGGAGCCAAGGUCAAAUACUCUCAUCCUGACCUCCAGAAUGGGUCUACCCCUCUUGAGAAUGAGCUGAAGCAGAGAAAGGAACCGGGGGUGAUCCAACUUCUCGUACAGUAUGAAGGCACGACAGAGACGGCACUGGAACUAGCUGCUCAACUAGGCCGCCCUGAGGUUGACGAUGCUAUGAGGCCCGCUAAGGACAGAAACAACUUCCGGGACGUCGUCAUUGACCUUAUCACGGCACUCAUCCUCUUUAUCUUGGCUUGGCUCAAUAGCAGUGUCCUAACGGGAAUUGCCAACAGUAUGUUUGACAAGUUCCAGAUUAGCGGUAACCGGACCAGUGCCAUGGCUAAGAGGAUCGAAGAUGAGAUACCAGCACCAAAAACAAAAGAAGAAUUCCUAAAGAGUAUCGGCGACUUUGUGGACAACCACAGAUUGGGUAAAUUCUUCAGCAAAGACAACGAGAGGUUGCUGGAAGAUAUCACAUCCAAGGCUGUCGACCUACAGAACGAUGAAUGUUCGUUCUUAGGUGAACCAGAAAAUACCGAAAACCUUGUGAAGGUUGCGCUUUACCAGCCUGUUAUAUAUUGCGACGACAGCGGGUCAAUGGACGCAAGGUGCAACCCUCAGAGAGAAGACCGCAUAGAGGACCAGCGCCAACUAGUCAGGAGAAUCGCGGCAAUUUGCACCAAGAUCGUACCUGAUGACCUGGGUGUUCACCUGCGGUUUAUCAACAAUGAACCGCCUCACGCCAACGACCUGAACACAGACGCCAUUAAGAGUAUCAUGUCUCAGGUGAAGCCAUCUGGAUUCACUGAGAUCGGUACCCGUCUCCGCGAACGCAUCCUAAACCCCUUGUUAUAUUCUCAGUAUAACGACGAGGUAAAGAACAUGAAAAGACCAAUCCUUAUCUCAAUCAUCACCGACGGGGUUCCGUAUGGAGGAAAAGCGGGGUCGUCAGAAAGGCUCAACACACUCCAGGACGAGAUCAUCCAAUGCCAAGAUUACUUGCUUGAAAUGGGCCUUCCACCGCGUGCUGUGGUCUUCCAGAUCAGCCAGAUCGGCAGUGACCCGAGCUCCAAGGAAUUCCUGCAGAAGCUGAAGGACCAAAAUCUCGACAAUGUGUACAUCACCUCGCAACAACUUGACUCCAAAUUCCGCGAGUUCAGGGACAACGAGAGAGAUCUCGAGGCUUGGUUAUUCCAAACACUGCUCGAACCAAUCUUGGACAGGAGAAGCGACUAGGCUACCAAUGCAUACCUAAGCUUUACCAGAAAGCCACUGGGAACAAGCUUUAACUAAGGGAGACCAAAGUAUUACUGUAGGAUCAGGGUAAAUGAUGGGAUUGGACGAGAAGGUUUAUUAACACGUCAGCCGACUUAUGUCGGGUUCAUUCGUUCUUGUAGUUCUAGUCGUUGCGGAAGAAUGUUGUUAUCGCGCGCGAGGAGUCUCGGCUUUUUUUCCUUUGUGUAAAAG